Messenger RNA from Zea mays, 3060 nucleotides. RefSeq lists its product as uncharacterized. The coding region runs from base 2322 to 2960 and encodes 212 amino acids. The transcript is spliced from 6 exons. The record is from RefSeq and is a predicted model, not a curated record. Lineage: Eukaryota; Viridiplantae; Streptophyta; Magnoliopsida; Poales; Poaceae.
CUCCUCCUCCUCUGCUUUUCCUUCGGCUGCCCUGCGCCGACCUGCUCCUCUUGACGCCUUAACGCCAUGGUCGUGAUGUCAGUGCUGGCAGCCUCCUGCGACGUCACGACUUCCUGUCCAUUCUGGCUUGCAGCGUCGGCACGGUGCUGUUGAGCCCCCAGACCCCCCAGACCCCAUUGCACCCCAUUGCCCCUUUCUGUUGUCUCUUCAAAUUCACAUUGUGCUCUGCUUUUGGCAAGAAUUGGGGUUAUAGGAAUCAAGAAAUCGCACGGGUGGUUUUGGAUAAUGCGGCUCUUGGGUUGGGGAAAAUAAUUUUGGCUGACGUUUCUUUUGUCCAUAGUAACAAAUCGCAGCUCUAGAGUUGGAAAUGCUGGACCUCCAUUUUUCUGUUUAGUGUGUGCACUGCAUAGACAAUCUGAACAAAUGCACCUUGAUGAGUCUCUCGUUCAAAAAUAGGUUGCCUCAACUCUCUGACGGAGUCUGUGACACUGAUAUAUGUUUCUACGUUGUAUGUGUGUGUAGGAGAGUAGGGCACAACUUGAUUCAAUCCAUGUUGAAUCAUAGAGGUUGUUGCGAGUAAUACAUACACGUCAUUUGCACAUGAGUAUAAUUUAGACGGUGAGAUUUUUUAUCUUUGUUCUCAUUUGGAAUUAUAAGUAUCUGCAUCCACUUUGUUUUAGGAGCAAGGUGUAAUUAUCUGUAUUUUUCUUUUGGUAUAACACAUCAAUCUUUUCUUUUAUUCGAUUUAUGGCAGAUCAUAAUGCCUAGAGAGAACUUGCUGAAACAUAUGUUUCCUUACAAAUGUAAGGUGUUCAAUAUCAAUCCACUCUACAUAAUCUACUAGAUAUGGAUCUCAUAGUACUGUACUGUUCCCAUUUCUUAUCAGGUACAAGCAAGCUGCAUUUUGUUAUGAGGAGCUAAUAUUAGCCCAACCAACUAUUCCACUCUAGCAUAGAGAAUUUACAUUGCUCAAUGUAUUUUUAGGGUUUCCGGAUAAUCUGUUGUUUAAUGUCAAAUUUCAGGAAAAAAAAUAGAUGCAGGUCAUGACUUCAGAUAUACUACCAUCUUUGUUUACUUUUCUAGCUGAUUGUUGAACUUGCAUCAGUUGUUAUAAUUAUAACAAAUUUAGUAAAAAUUAUUAUUUGAGCCAUUAGUCUACCGUUUAGCAUGUGUAGGUACCCAGUUAUGUUCCUUUGUCAUUAGCUUUAGCUAAAACACAUACAAAUCAUUGCAAUUUGGUGUGCUUGUAUGAGUUAGUCAUCCAUGGAUUUCUUUGGUUAUAUUUUUUCAAAAUAACUGCCUUGAGUUCAUUAGGGAAGCGGAACAGAGUCAUGCUGGAUUUAUAAGUAUUUAGGUAGAGGGAUCUAUUUGGGUUCAAUCCAAAUCAUGGUUAAAGGGAGGAAAAACAUGUACUUCUAUUUGACAUAUCUUUAGUAAAUAAAUAGUGGGAUUAUUUGUUGGUCGUGCAUUCAAAACAGUUAAAACAUGUUCUAAGUUGACAAAGGUUGUGUUGUUAUGGCUCUAGAAAAUAAAGUUCACUUGGUUUAUACCUAAAAGUGUAAUGAAAACAUUUUUUCCAUAAAUGCCACUUCAGUACCACAAUCAGUCUCGACAACAUUUACAUGGCUCAUGGUUGGGGAAAAAGUAUGCACUGACAUGCUUCAAAAAAAGAGUAUGCAGUGAAUUUCUUAGCAGUGCCAUCUCUUGUACAUUUUAUGAUUUUUAUCACUUUAGCAUCCCUCUUGAUAGCGGAGCUAUGUUUCUGGCAUUCUGAAGGGCACACCAUUAAAAACUUAACAAACACUAGCAUUGAAUGCAAAAUGAGUACAUGUCUAUAUACUUAUACGAUUAUUGUUAUAUAAUUUCACAAUAAGUGUUAUGAAACUUUUUUAUUUUGGAUAAACCAAUAGUAGAUGCAAAAAUAUAGGAGUCAAAGGGAUACUAUUUCACCAUACAAUUUUACUGUGCAUGUAUGAUUGGUACCAAUUUCUGUUAAUUCUGUAGCAUGUUUGUUGUAUUUACAGUGUUUUGUGCCAUCGUUUGCCGCAUGUUGUAGUGAGCUGAGGCCUCAAAUGGGAGAGUGGGAGACCUCUUUAUGCUCCAAGGGUGUGCAGGAGAUAAAUUUGUGGUCCGAGUUCCAAAAUCCCACGAGUGACGUUGUCUCCCAUGCGACGUUUAGGAGCAACUUCAGUGAAGGGAGAAGGAUCGUCCAGUUGCAAAUCAGAGCAGGCACAAAACACUGUAAAUACAACAAACAUGAUGCAUAUCCUAGCCUACAGAUUCAUUGAACACAUUAAAUUUACGAGAGCAAAGUACAAACCAUGUAUCUGUUUGUUUCUGCUGAUGGUGAGGAACUUCCUGCAGCGCAUUCAUGUGGGCAAGUGGAUGAUGAUGGGGAUCAAUGGUAUGAAAUCAAAGCAGCAUUCAAGCUUGAAAAACAGCCAUCCAAAGUUACUGCAUAUGUUCAAGGCCCUCCUGUAGGUGUUGAUCUUAGAGUCAUGGACUUUUAUAUAUAUGCUGUCGGAGAAAAUAGACAAGUCUUGCUGUGGAUAAAAACCAAUGGGUCAAUUGUGGGCAAGUGGAUGCUGAUGGGGAUCAAUGGUAUGAAAUCAAAGCAGCAUUCAAGCUUGAAAAGCAGCCAUCCAAAGUUACUGCAUAUGUUCAAGGUCUUCCUGCAGGUGUUGAUCUUAGAGUCAUGGACUUUUAUAUAUAUGCUGUCGGAGAAAAUAGACAAGCUUCCAUACGAAGACAUGACACCUUUUCAGGCAGCAGUUGCCAUUGUUCAAAAGAUCGACUGGAUCUAUAUGGGAUUGACUCUGCUCGUGCUGAAGGAGAAAGAGCGUGAUUGGCUUGCGGGGGAUCAUGUUUCGGUUCAUCUUUUUUCAUGGGUCAUGUUACCUGUCAUUUUAGAUUACACAACUUCUGAUAUUUCUAUCUUUGUGAGAGAACUACCAAAAUAGUUUUACAUUAUGACUACUCUCAGAUGUGUUCAUGGUGUUGCCACUAAUCAUAUAAGGGUAACAUUGUAUUUGAUAGCAAACAAUUUUAAAGAUAUUAAAG